Ficedula albicollis (Collared flycatcher) is the source of this 1749-nucleotide messenger RNA. RefSeq names its product Williams-Beuren syndrome chromosome region 16 (gene RCC1L). Bases 1 to 1359 code for a protein of 452 amino acids. Lineage: Eukaryota; Metazoa; Chordata; Aves; Passeriformes; Muscicapidae. The transcript has 13 exons. The record is from RefSeq and is a predicted model, not a curated record.
AUGGCGGCGGCCCGAGGGCAGGCGGGGGUGGGCGUGGCGGCGGGGCCGCCCAGCACCCGCCAGCUCCGGGAGGCCGAGGCGGCCGCCCCGGUGUUCCAGUACGCGGGGAAGGCGGCCAAGCGCAAGGACCGCGUGUUCGUGUGGGGCUUCAGCUACUCGGGCGCCCUGGGCGUCCCCAGCUUCGUGAGGCCGGACGCGGGCUGGAAGAAGCCGCGGCGGAUCCAACCCACGCCGUACCGCCUGGAGACAGAGGAGAAGAUAUCCUCUGCUGCUUGUGGUUAUGGAUUCACACUGCUGGCUUCUAAUACCAGAGACAUCACCAAAGUGUGGGGCACAGGGCUCAACAAGGAUUCCCAGCUCGGAUUCCAGAGAAGCAGAAGAGAUCAAACUAAGGGCUAUGAAUAUGUCUUGGAACCAUCUCCAAUUCCAUUACCACUGGAGAAGCCACAGCAAACUCGAGUCUUGCAAGUGUCCUGUGGGAGAGCCCAUUCCCUGGUCCUGACAGAUAGUGAAGGAGUUUUCACAAUGGGAAACAAUUCUUAUGGACAGUGUGGCCGCAAGGUUGUUGAAGAUGAAAUUUACAGUGGAAGCCAUCUCAUUCAUCAGCUGAAGGAAUUUGACAGUGAAGUUGUCCAGGUUGUGUGUGGGCAGGACCACAGUCUGUUUAGAACCAAGAAAGGUUCAGUCUAUGCAUGUGGAUGGGGAGCUGAUGGACAAACAGGUCUUGGACACUAUAACAUCACUAGUGUUCCUACUAAGCUGCAUGGUGACAUUGCUGGAGUAAACAUUAUCCAGGUCUCUUCCUAUGGGGACUGUUGUCUGGCUGUUUCAGAUGAAGGAGAUGUCUUUGGUUGGGGAAAUUCAGAAUAUUUGCAGUUGGCAUCUGUCACAGAACACACACAGGUGAAUGUUCCCAGGCAUUUGCCAUUCAAGAUUGGGAAGGUAAAGGAGGCUGCCUGUGGAGGGACUGGCAAUGCUGUGCUAACAGAAGAAGGAAAUGUUUUUGUCUGGGGAUAUGGAAUUCUUGGGAAAGGACCAAACCUAAUAGAGACAGCAGUGCCAGAGAUGAUCCCACCCAGCCUUUUUGGCUGGUCAGACUUCAGUCCCGACGUCCGUGUUGCUCAUGUUCGCUGUGGGCUCAGCCAGUUUGCAGCACUUACAAACAGAGGAGAACUGUUUGUGUGGGGGAAGAAUCUGAGAGGGUGCCUGGGAACUGGAAGAAUGGAAGACCAGUAUUUCCCAUGGAGGGUGACUGUUCCUGGGGAGGUGGUGGAUGUGGCCUGUGGAGUUGAUCACAUGGAAGGAAGCACGUUCCCCAAGGAGCAUGGAAGUGCCAGGAGUGCUCUGGCUCCUUCAUGAUGAGCUCCCAGAGAAUCUGAGGCCCAGCCCCAAACUGGUGAGCCCCUCUCUGCAUGAAGAUGGAGAGCAUCUCUCAAGGAAGACUGGCAUGGGAUGAAAUCUACAGCACAGGACAUUGAUAUAUGGACAUUUCCUUUCACCAGCUCUGGAGUGUUGAUGAGAGCCGAACUAUUUCUCAAGGGAAAAGUUGGGUGUUUUUUUUAUAACUGUUAUGUGGAAGAAAGGUCAUGCUAGUUCUUGUAGCCCAGCACAGCUGUCCCGUGUGCCACCCUCAGCUGCACUGUGCCCAGGCUGUUGUCCUGUGCAGAACCUGGAUGCACAGCCCUUGCCUGGAGCACUGAUGUGUCUGUGGGCUGUUGAAGGCUGUCUGUGUUGGUGCUAAAGACUGAA